Pseudonaja textilis is the source of this 1860-nucleotide messenger RNA. RefSeq names its product polypeptide N-acetylgalactosaminyltransferase 16 (gene GALNT16). Lineage: Eukaryota; Metazoa; Chordata; Lepidosauria; Squamata; Elapidae. Gene Ontology annotation, cellular component: Golgi apparatus. The record is from RefSeq and is a predicted model, not a curated record. Gene Ontology annotation, molecular function: polypeptide N-acetylgalactosaminyltransferase activity. Gene Ontology annotation, biological process: protein O-linked glycosylation.
GAGGCAUGGGCUUUGUCUGAUGAAACUCUUUCUCAUUUGUUACAGAUGUGCAUCUGUUCACUAUACUGCAGAUCUGCCGGCCACAAGCAUUAUUAUCACUUUUCACAAUGAGGCUCGCUCCACUUUGCUCCGCACAGUGAAAAGUGUUCUAAAUCGCACUCCUGCAAAUUUGAUUCAGGAAAUAAUUUUAGUGGAUGAUUUCAGCUUGGAUCCUGAAGACUGCCAGCUACUUACCAGAAUCCCGAAAGUCAAGUGUCUACGCAAUGGACGUCGAGAAGGUCUAAUCCGCUCCCGAGUACGAGGUGCUGAUACAGCCACAGCUGAUAUUCUCACCUUCCUGGAUAGCCACUGUGAAGUGAACAGUGAAUGGUUGCAGCCAAUGCUUCAGAGAGUAAGAGAGGAUUACACUCGGGUGGUGAGUCCUAUCAUUGAUGUCAUCAGCUUGGACAAUUUUGCCUAUCUAGCAGCAUCAGCAGAUUUGAGAGGAGGAUUUGACUGGAGUCUUCAUUUUAAAUGGGAACAGAUUCCCAUUGAGCAAAAGUUGUCACGGACAGACCCUACCCAAUCUAUUAGAACACCUGUCAUAGCAGGAGGAAUCUUUGUGAUCAAUAAGUCUUGGUUUAACCAUCUUGGAAAAUAUGACGCACAGAUGGAUAUCUGGGGAGGAGAGAAUUUCGAGCUUUCUUUCCGUGUCUGGAUGUGUGGAGGUAGCUUGGAGAUUGUCCCCUGCAGUCGAGUGGGUCACGUUUUCAGAAAACGCCAUCCGUAUGACUUCCCUGAGGGCAAUGCAUUAACCUAUAUCAAAAAUACCAAACGUACAGCAGAGGUAUGGAUGGAUGAAUACAAACAGUAUUAUUAUGAAGCCAGACCUUCUGCCAUUGGAAAGUCAUUCGGAAGUAUUGCAGACCGAGUGGAACGACGCAGGAAGCUGAAUUGUAAAUCCUUUCAAUGGUAUUUGGAGAAUGUCUAUCCGGAACUCAAAGUCCCAGAAAAGGAACUGAUUCCAGGGAUCAUCAAGCAAGGAGCAAAUUGUUUGGAAUCUCAAGGCCAGGAUACAGCAGGAAAUUCUCUAGCUGGGAUUGGAAGCUGUAAAGGGUCAGUGAACAACCCUGUUGCUACUCAGGAGUGGAUUUUCAGUGACCCUUUAAUCAGACAGCAGGACAAGUGUCUCUCAAUCACCUCCUUUUCCACUGGCUCACAAGUCACAAUCGAGGCAUGCAACCAGAAAGAUGGCAGACAGAAAUGGAAGAUGAAAGGUAGCUUCAUCCAACAUUUUGUCAGUGGCCUUUGCUUAGAAAAUGAGUCCAGCAGAUUAGUGACCAACAUCUGUCAGUCGGAUAUUCUGGGUCAACAGUGGGAGCUGAUCCAAGCGACAUGAUGGUUGCCCAGCAUCUUUUGGUUCUGAUACCUUUUGCAUGAGACUCUGGGAACAGAAGGGGCUAGGGAGGGGUAUGAAUUCUGGUUUUCCUUAAACCUAAAUGUUUUGACUAUGAUCCUCAGCCAAUAACCAUUUCAGAUGAAAUGUCAUUGUUUUUGGAUUUAUGUUAAAGAAGAAGUCGAAGUUGUAUGGCAACAUCAGUCGAAAUGACCCAUCUUGUCCCACUUUGAGUAACAGUGGGAACUGGGUGUGGAAGAAUCUGUCUCAGUAACCAGUAUGUGUUUAAGCCUGAUUGAUAGCAGUUCCCUUCCCUUCCUUUGUCUCCAGAGAAACCUGUGGUCUAUGAUCCCAUGGAGUUGCUGUCUGUGACUAAUAGGCUCAAUGUAAACUCCUGAUGCUUUCAGACAUGUCACCUCUCAUUUUGCAUGUGUGUCAUACUGUUUGAUUUAUGGAAAGGAUGGUAAGAAAAGGGGACAGACUAG